This is a messenger RNA of Ostrinia furnacalis (Asian corn borer), 1546 nucleotides long. It is a transcript of the gene pch2, whose product is annotated as pachytene checkpoint 2 protein. NCBI's taxonomy places the organism in Eukaryota, Metazoa, Arthropoda, Insecta, Lepidoptera, Crambidae. The transcript has a single exon. The record is from RefSeq and is a predicted model, not a curated record. Gene Ontology annotation, molecular function: ATP hydrolysis activity; ATP binding. Gene Ontology annotation, biological process: reciprocal meiotic recombination; meiotic recombination checkpoint signaling. Gene Ontology annotation, cellular component: nucleus; chromosome. The coding region runs from base 122 to 1411 and encodes 429 amino acids.
AUAGUGUCAAUGUCUGGUUAAAAAUCGGUUACUUUUCGACUUUACGAUCGUGUCGUGUUACGAUAUAACUUCAUAAAAGAAAAGGACUGAAAUUACUGAAUUUAGUGACAUAUUAGCAACGAUGAACAGUCCCCUUCAUGUAGAAGUGGUACAGAAGAGACAAAGUCGGUCGAGUAAAGAUUUCAUCAAAGGCAUAGUGCACUCUUAUUUAUCUAGUUUUGCAUGCUUGACUCCCGGUGCAAUCAUAACCGCCAACGAUUUAGAAGAGAAUUUAGAGCUCAGGGAACAUGUCCAGUCAAUCGCUUUCUGUGAUCUAGAUCACGACUCCGAAAUACAAAUGACCAGCACGGAGCUCGUUUACCAUGUCUACAAACUCGACAACUUCGGUGCCGAGACGGACACGAUGACCGACACAGCCUCCGGCGAUGAGCUCGCUGCCGCCGACGUGUGGGCUCUGCCCUCCGAGGAGUUCCACGGUCUCUGGGAGAGCCUCGUCUACGACUCGAAGUUAAAGGAAGACACUCUAAGGUUCGCCGAGACCGCGUUCGAGUUUGCAGACCGCGGUGUAGACUCCACCGUCGUCGGGUGCAACCGCGUGCUUCUGCUGCACGGGCCGCCCGGCACCGGCAAGACGAGCCUGUGCCGCGCGCUCGCUCAGAAGCUCGCCAUCCGCCUCGGAGACCGCUUCCCGCGCGCGCGCCUGCUAGAGAUCAACGCGCACGGGCUGUUCUCCAAGUGGUUCUCGGAGAGCGGCAAGCUGGUGGCGCGCCUGUUCGACCGCGUGCGCGACAUCGUCGAGGACCGGCGCCUGCUCGCCUGCGUGCUCGUGGACGAGGUGGAGUCGCUGGCGCACGCGCGCCGCGCCGCGCUGGCCGGGCUCGAGCCGUCCGACUCCAUCCGCGCCGUCAACGCCAUCCUCACGCAGCUGGACCGGCUGCGGCGCCACCCCAACGCGCUCGUGCUCGCCACGUCCAACGUGACCGGCGCCAUCGACGCCGCCUUCAUCGACCGCGCCGACGUGAAGCGGCGCGUGGGGCCGCCGUCGGCGCGCGCCGCGUACGAGAUCCUGCGCGGCUGCUGCGGCGAGCUGAUGGCGCGCGCGGUGGUGGCGCCGCGCGAGCAGCUGUUCGCGCUGCGCGUGCUGGAGGGCUCGCGCUUCGCGGAGAGCGAGACGUCGCGCGUGAGCCUGCGGCUGUGGGCGGUGGCGCGCGAGGCGGGCGCGGCGGCGGCGUCGGCGCGCGCGCUGCGCCGGCUGCCGCUGCUGGCGCGCGCGCUGCACACGCGGGCCCCGCCGGCGCCGGCGCCCACGCUGCCGCGGUUCGUGGAGGCGCUGCACGCCGCGCUGCGCCAGCACCUGCGCGACGCCGCCGACCUGGACGACGAGCCCCCGCCCGCCGCGCUCGAGACGUAACCUUUGUGGCGCUGGAUGUCGUUUAUUAUGCUUUGUGAUACUAUUCUAUAGGGGAAAAGUGUAGGUUUGUAAGCUCAGAUUGCUAAACUUUAGAUUGAUAAUAUCUCCUGGUUGACAUUAGAAUGUGUAUUUAAG